Myotis brandtii (Brandt's bat) is the source of this 10583-nucleotide messenger RNA. RefSeq names its product helicase with zinc finger (gene HELZ). Gene Ontology annotation, cellular component: P granule; cytosol. The record is from RefSeq and is a predicted model, not a curated record. Gene Ontology annotation, molecular function: metal ion binding; DNA binding; helicase activity. The transcript is spliced from 32 exons. The coding region runs from base 375 to 6209 and encodes 1944 amino acids. Gene Ontology annotation, biological process: regulatory ncRNA-mediated post-transcriptional gene silencing. Lineage: Eukaryota; Metazoa; Chordata; Mammalia; Chiroptera; Vespertilionidae.
GAAAGAGAUGACUUCUUAAGUUGUGGAUUUUCAGAACGUUUUGUAAUCUCUUUAUCACACUGGAAUUUUUUUGUUUUGAAGUAAGGCUUGUUUACAAGCUUCAUCCCCUGUACCAUCUUGGUAACUUUUUCCAUUUGAAAUUCCGAUGCCCUCUCCCUCCAGGCUGAUAUGAAAUGUUUGCUGCUGAUGGUGACUGUGACUGGUUGGUGUGUAGACACAUUUUACUUUUUCUGUUUACCUCAGGCAUUGGAUGAAGUAAUUGAUCACUAAAGAACUACCGUGCUGGUGAGAUGUGUAAGAAAUUAUAAAGAGCUCUGAUGGGCUAUUUGGGUGAUACCCAGUGCAGUGAACUGCAGGAUUUUUGUCCCUGAGUCAUGGAAGACAGAAGAGCUGAGAAGUCAUGUGAACAAGCGUGUGAAUCACUCAAGAGGCAGGACUAUGAAAUGGCCCUCAAGCACUGCACAGAGGCCCUUCUUUCUCUUGGCCAGUACUCCAUGGCUGACUUCAUAGGGCCGUGUUCACUGGAAAUAGAAAGCAUUAAAAUUGAGAGUCUUCUUUACAGAAUUGCCUCAUUUUUGCAACUGAAAAAGUAUGGACAAGCUGAUGAAGAUUGUAGGCAUGUGCUGGGAGAAGGACUGGCCAAGGGAGAUGGUGCUUUUCAGGCAGUGCUUUGCUGCAUGCAGCUGAAAGGAAAGCUUCAACUUGUAUCCAACAUUCUUGCCAAGUCACUGACAGGAGAGUCCCUGAAUGGGAUGGUAACAAAAGAUUUAACAAGACUAAAAACACUUCUCACAGAAACAGAGACAGCAACUAGUAACGUCCUCUCUGGAUAUCACGUGGAAGAUUUAGAAGAGGGAUCUUGUAAUGGUUGGCAUUUCCGCCCACCACCUAGGGGAAUCACAAGCAGCGAGGAAUAUACUUUGUGUAAAAGAUUUUUAGAGCAAGGAAUCUGUAGGUAUGGUGCCCAGUGUACUUCAGCACAUUCCCAGGAAGAACUAGCAGAAUGGCAGAAAAGAUAUGCUUCACGGUUGAUAAAAUUGAAACAGCAAAAUGAGAAUAAACAGUUCUCAGGCAGUUACAUGGAAACCUUGAUAGAAAAGUGGAUGAAUUCAUUAUCUCCUGAGAAAGUGCUUAGUGAAUGUGUUGAAGGAGUAAAGGUAGAGCAUAAUCCUGAUCUGACGGUUACUGUCAACACCAAAAAGUCUCACCAGACAUGGACUUUUGCUCUCACCUGUAAGCCUGCAAGAAUGCUGUAUCGUGUAGCAUUGCUUUAUGAUGCUCAUCGUCCUCAUUUUAGUAUCAUUGCAAUAUCUGCCGGAGAUAGUACUACCCAGGUAUCACAAGAAGUCCCAGAAAACUGUCAAGAAUGGAUAGGAGGAAAGAUGGCCCAAAAUGGAUUAGAUCAUUACGUGUAUAAAGUCGGGAUAGCAUUUAACACAGAAAUAUUUGGAACUUUUCGCCAAACCAUAGUUUUCGACUUUGGAUUGGAACCAGUACUCAUGCAAAGAGUAAUGAUUGAUGCAGCUUCUACAGAAGAUCUUGAGUACCUGAUGCACGCAAAACAACAGCUAGUAACCACAGCUAAGCGUUGGGAUUCUUCUUCUAAGACUAUUAUAGAGUUUGAACCUAAUGAAACUACUGAUUUGGAGAAGAGCCUUCUUAUCAGAUACCAAAUUCCUCUAUCUGCUGACCAGCUAUUUACCCAGUCCGUUUUAGACAAGUCAUUGACCAAGACCAACUAUCAGUCACGGUUGCAUGACCUCCUUUAUAUUGAGGAGAUAGCUCAGUAUAAAGAAGUAAGCAAGUUCAAUCUUAAAGUGCAAUUGCAGAUUCUGGCAAGCUUCAUGCUCACUGGAGUUUCUGGAGGUGCAAAGUAUGCUCAGAAUGGACAACUUUUUGGUCGUUUUAAGCUUACUGAAACACUUUCUGAAGAUACUUUGGCAGGACGGCUUGUGAUGACCAAAGUCAAUGCUGUUUAUUUAUUACCAGUCCCUAAAGAGAAGUUAGUACAGACCCAGGGAACCAAAGAGAAGGUUUAUGAAGCUACUAUUGAAGAAAAAACAAAAGAAUAUAUAUUUUUAAGGAUAUCCAGGGAAUGCUGUGAAGAACUUAAUCUUCGGCCCGACUGUGACACACAGGUUGAACUUCAGUUUCAAUUAAAUCGAUUACCCCUCUGUGAAAUGCAUUAUGCGCUAGACAGGAUCAAGGACAAUGGGGUUUUAUUUCCAGACAUCACUAUGACUCCAACCAUACCUUGGAGUCCCAACAGACAGUGGGAUGAACAGUUGGAUCCUCGACUAAAUGCAAAACAGAAAGAAGCUGUUCUAGCCAUUACAACCCCACUUUCAAUACAGCUGCCUCCUGUUCUCAUCAUCGGACCCUAUGGGACAGGCAAAACCUUCACGCUAGCUCAGGCUGUAAAGCACAUACUCCAGCAACAGGAGACAAGCAGGAUUCUCAUUUGCACCCAUUCUAAUAGUGCUGCUGAUCUCUACAUAAAGGAUUAUUUACAUCCCUAUGUAGAAGCAGGCAAUCCCCAGGCAAGACCUCUCAGGGUAUAUUUCAGAAAUCGCUGGGUAAAGACUGUUCACCCAGUUGUGCAUCAGUACUGUUUGAUCUCAAGCGCACAUUCCACCUUUCAGAUGCCACAGAAAGAAGAUAUUCUUAAGCACCGAGUGGUUGUUGUUACAUUGAAUACUUCCCAGUACCUCUGUCAGUUGGACCUUGAACCUGGGUUUUUUACGCACAUUCUGUUAGAUGAAGCUGCCCAGGCCAUGGAGUGUGAAACCAUUAUGCCUCUAGCAUUAGCAACUAAAAGCACUCGGAUUGUCUUGGCUGGUGACCACAUGCAGCUCAGUCCUUUUGUUUACAGCGAGUUUGCCAGGGAGAGAAACCUUCAUGUUUCAUUACUUGAUCGACUCUAUGAGCAUUACCCCGCUGAGUUCCCAUGCAGGAUCCUCCUCUGUGAGAACUACCGGUCCCAUGAAGCUAUCAUCAAUUACACCUCUGAGCUCUUCUAUGAGGGCAAACUGAUGGCCAGUGGAAAGCAACCAGCACACAAGGAUUUCUACCCACUCACUUUCUUUACAGCUCGAGGGGAAGAUGUACAAGAAAAAAAUAGCACAGCUUAUUAUAAUAAUGCAGAGGUAUUUGAAGUGGUGGAACGUGUGGAAGAGUUAAGAAGGAAAUGGCCAGUAGCAUGGGGGAAGUUAGAUGAUGGCAGUAUCGGUGUGGUGACUCCAUAUGCUGAUCAAGUGUUUAGGAUACGUGCUGAACUUCGAAAAAAGAGAUUAUCUGAUGUUAAUGUAGAAAGGGUGCUAAAUGUUCAAGGAAAGCAAUUCAGAGUUUUGUUUCUUAGCACAGUACGGACAAGGCAUACUUGUAAACAUAAACAGACACCAAUUAAAAAGAAAGAACAACUGCUGGAAGAUUCCACAGAGGACUUAGAUUAUGGUUUUUUAUCUAACUACAAACUUCUCAACACUGCCAUCACAAGAGCACAGUCCCUGGUUGCUGUGGUAGGUGAUCCCAUUGCUCUGUGCUCCAUUGGAAGAUGCAGGAAAUUUUGGGAGCGGUUUAUUGCCCUGUGUCAUGAAAAUAAUAGCCUACACGGAAUCACUUUUGAACAGAUCAAAGCUCAACUUGAGGCUUUAGAACUAAAGAAGACAUAUGUGUUGAAUCCACUGGCACCCGAAUUUAUCCCCCGGGCCCUAAGACUGCAGCAUUCAGGAAGUGCCAACAAGCUGCAGCAAUCACCCCCCAAGGGGAAAAGCCUCCAACAUACCCAGAAUGAUCAUUUCCAGAAUGAUGGAAUUGUUCAACCCAAUCCUUCCGUUCUUAUUGGCAAUCCUAUUAGAGCAUAUACUCCUCCACCCCCUCUUGGACCUCAUCCAAAUUUGGGAAAAUCUCCAAGCCCUGUGCAGAGAAUAGAUCCUCACACUGGGACAAGUAUUCUUUAUGUACCUGCUGUCUAUGGAGGGAAUGUAGUUAUGUCGGUGCCUUUACCUGUACCAUGGACAGGAUACCAGGGUAGGUUUGCAGUUGAUCCUCGAAUCAUUACACAUCAGGCAGCAAUGGCCUACAAUAUGAACCUCUUACAGACGCAUGGACGGGGGUCUCCUCUACCUUAUGGCCUUGGGCAUCAUCCCCCUGUCAGCAUAGGGCAGCCGCAGAACCCACAUCAGGAGAAGGAUCAGCAUGAGCAACAUCGAAAUGGUAAAAGUGAUACAAAUAAUCCUGGACCUGAAAUUAAUAAGAUUCGAACACCAGAGAAAAAGCUUACAGAAUCAAAACAGAUUGAUUUGGAAUCCAAUCCACAGAACAGAAGUCCUGAAUCACGUCCUGGUGUUGUUUAUCCCAAUACCAAAUUUCAUCGCAAAGAUAAUCUCAACCCAAGACACAUAAACCUUCCCCUUCCUGCUCCCCCUGCACAGUAUGCCAUCCCCGGUCGCCAUUUUCAUCCCCUUCCCCAGUUACCAAGAGCACCAUUUCCAGUUCCACAGCAGCAUGCCUUGUUAAACCAGCAGCAGAAUAAUUUGCCUGAACAAGCAAACCAAAUGCCACCCCAACCAAAUCAGGUAGUCCAGCAGCAGAAUCCUUUGAAUCAGCUGCCUCCACAGCCACCUCCUCAGCUUUCUCCUGCCUACCAGGCAGGGCCCAACAAUGCUUUUUUAAAUAAUGCAGUUUCUCAUCGACCACAGUCCCCUCCUGCAGAGGCUGUGAUCCCUGAGCAGCCCCCUCCCAUGCUGCAAGAAGGCCACAGUCCCUUGCGAGCCAUUGCACAGCCUGGCCCCCUUCUUCCUUCACAUCUGAAUAACUUCACUGAUGAGAACCCCCCAGGAUUGCCGAUAGGAGAGGCUUUAGAUCGUAUGCAUGGGAGUGUAGCCCUGGACACAUUACGACAGCAACAGGUGCGGUUACAGCAGUGGAAUGAGCAUCACGCCUACCUGAGUCAGGGCAGUAUUCCAUACUCACACCAUCAACAGCCUCAUCCUCACCUCCAGCAUCUUCCUCAGCCGCCCAUUGGAUUACAUCAGCCGCCAGUGAGGGCAGACUGGAAGCCUCCCAGCAGUGCCGAAGGUGAAGCAGAAACAACAGAGUCAAGGUUUCAGGACUUACUCAGAGAACUGUCCAAUCGUGAUCAAAGUGAAGCACGGGAACUAGCUGAGAUGCCACCACCUCAAUCAAGACUUUUGCAGUAUAGACAAAUUCAGACUAGGAGCCCACCAGCAGUCCCCUCUCCCCCUUCCAGUACAGACCACAGUAGCCAUUUUUCUAACUUGAACGACAAUAGCAGAGACGUUGAAGUAGCCAACAACCCAGCAUUUCCGCAGCGACUACCACCCCAGAUAUUCAGCUCGCCUUUCUCGUUGCCAUCUGAACACCUUGCCCCUCCUCCCUUGAAAUACCUGGCAUCUGAUGGAGCAUGGACUUUUGCUAACUUACAACAGAAUCACCUAGUGGGGCCAGGUUUUCCCUAUGGCCUACCUCCAUUGCCUCACAGGCCACCACAAAACCCUUUUGUACAAAUACAGAAUCAUCAACACGCUAUUGGUCAAGAGCCAUUUCACUCAUUGUCAUCUCGAACAGUAUCUUCUUCUUCGCUCCCUAGCUUAGAAGAGUAUGAACCCAGAGGACCUGGCCGGCCCUUGUACCAAAGAAGAAUCUCCUCUAGCUCAGUCCAACCUUGUUCUGAAGAAGGAAGCACUCCUCAAGAUAGCCUUGCUCGGUGUAAAGAGCUUCAGGACCACAAUAACCAAUCCUCUUUCAACUUAUUAUCCCCGGAGUCCUGGGUAAACACCACCUCAUCUACCCCCUAUCAGAACAUUCCGUGCAAUGGAUCCAGCCGGGCAGCCCAGCCCAGAGAAUUGAUAGCUCCUCCCAAGACCAUCAAACCCCCUGAGGAUCAACUGAAGUCUGAAAACCUCGAGGUGUCCAGUUCCUUCAACUAUAAUGUGCUGCAGCAUCUCGGCCAGUUCCCUCCCCUCAUGCCCAACAAGCAGAUUGCAGAGUCGGCUAACAGCAGCGGCCAGCAGACCUCGGGGGGCAGCAAGCCCGCCAUGUCCUACGCUAGCGCUCUGCGGGCGCCCCCCAAGCCCAGGCCCCCGCCUGAGCAGGCCAAGAAGAGUAGCGACCCUCUGUCUCUGUUCCAGGAACUCAGCCUGGGGAGCUCCGCAGGCAGCAACGGCUUUUACUCCUAUUUUAAAUAAUCACUUUGUUUUUGCCUCAAGGGAGAAUGUUUUAAUUUCUGUUUCUAUCAAUAGAAUUAAGAUAGUUGGACUUCAUCUAUAGAUGCACAGUUCCCUUUGUUUUAAUAUUAAAUAUGUUCUCACUUAAUUGCUUCGCUGCUAGACUUGCAACUAAUUUUUUAAAAGUAUAUUCCAUUAUUUUGCAUUUUUGACGAGUCAGAAUUUUGACAGCUUUUAUGUAGAAUAAAAAUAUUUUUAAAUUUGUGUAUUGUUACAUAUGUUUGCAUCGAGCUAGCAGCUAAGAGGUUAAUUGUGCAACUAUAAAAAAAAAGAGAAAAAAGUUUGUCUAAAAUGUAUUUAAAAAGAAAAAAAAAGUUGUAAGUAGCAUUUACAUUUAUUCAAUAAUAUUACCAUAUGCUGGGUUUCUGUACCAGAAAUGGCCAGUUAUGUACAAAAUGUAUGUUAUUUUUGCUUAAAUUCAUUUAAAAUUUUUUAAAAUAAAGGGCAGCAUCUUAUAAAUACUUUAAGUUUUAUCAGCUUUUUUUUGGUGACAAGAUGCUGCAUUCUAAAACUUUUAUAGUUUUAGACCACGUAUGGUGUGCUGAUGUCAUCUCCAUCCACUGCAGGAUAGAGUCAGAGGCAUUCUUUGCAGGUGUAUCUGUAUGCCACUGUUUUUUGUAACGUGAAAAAACAUGGGCAUACUUAGUUAUUUUUUUGAACAAGCUACACUUCAAGCUUGUUUUUAAUGUUAAUUUGAUAGUGUGUUUUUUUAAAACAGAUCAUGAAGCUGAAAAUUUUUAGGAUUGUUGGUGCUUAGUAGACUUGAUAACUAUUUUAAAAAUGCGUGGAUUUAGUAAAAUCUUUUUUUCCUCACUAUGCAUGUGUAAACGUUUGUAAUCUGGCUCCCCGUCGCCCCCUGCCCACUCCAGUGGUAUAAAAAAUUGUGCCGCUUUAAGGUUAUUCCCCCUCCCGUAAAAAUUUUGGUACCUUAUUUAAUGUUUACAUAACAAUGUGACAUUAUACAUGGCAAUUCAAAUACUUUACUAACUGUUUGGUUUGAGGAACAUCAUUAAAGAAGAAACAUGUGUUUGUCAAAGAUGCAUCAAAAUUCGUCAAAAUCUGAGGCAAAAAGCUACCCUUGUUUUUCAUGUCUUUUGAUUCUUCUAAAAUAACCCCACUGAACUUGUACAAAAAUAUAAAUUUUAAAUAGCAAUCUUAAAUAUUUUACAGUCUAAACGCUGUUUUGAAUGAACUUCUGUAAAAAUCCAAAGGGAAAACAUUUAUCCUCUUGAAACUUGUGGUUUCGUAACCCUUUUGGAGCGAUGCAUGUCCUUGUUGUUUUCCUGAUCUAGUACCACCACUUAUACUUGAGAAGUAGUUUGAAACUACAAUAUAACUUUUUAAAAACUAAGAGGAGGUUGGGAACAUUGCAAAUGAACCAGUGGUCCUGAUGAUCCAUCGGAGGCCUAGGCCAUCCUGUACUCGCAGUAGACUUUUAAAACAGGGUUGGGAAGUGGCAAGGGUAAAGAACACUUACAUCUCUGAUGGUGGGCAGCCACAGCCCCCUGUGAUCCCCCGACAGCUUAGGAGGAGAGAGUGCCUUUAUCCGAAGGUUCUCAAGCCGAAGGGCAGAUGCAGAGUGCCUCCCGCUGAGCUGUCUUUCUGCUCAUCUGUGGCUGUGGGGUCUGGCGGUCUCGGUGUGCAGACGUGCGAAUAGUUAGUAUAAAUCACAGCAAGUCACAGCACCACGUUUUCUCCGUGUGAUGUCAGGUCUCCAUGUGUAGCUAUGCCAGAUGUUACCCAGCAUCCUUCAGUCACCAGGAAAGAAGAAAAAAAUUUGCCAUCUAGCUAUGUAUUUCCAGCUCCGUGACAAAACUGAAGACAUAGCCCAAAUGAAAACUAGGUCUCCCUGACGUGAGGAUGCCUGUGAAAAUCAUUUUCUCGUCAAUGAUGGUCCCCCCUCCCCCAAAUCUACAGACUGUAACACACGCCAGAUAAAUGUUCAGAAGCAUCUGGAUAAUAUGAAGACAGAACUGUCAUGUCAGGUUGACCCCUUGUCAUGAAAUACUAGCCUCAUUUUCUGGUUUCCAUACUUGAACCUUUAAAAAUUAUCCGUUUUAAAAUUAUUUAUAUUUAUAUUUACUUAAAGAAGCCAUGUGCACGCCCCGCCACCUUAUAUAAAUAUAUUGAUGAUGGGAGCUUUGGAUAAGGGAGCUGUUAAGUUGUGACACUCCUCUUCUAAGUGGUUAUUUCUAAAACAAAACUGAAAAUAGUAGCCACUUACUAGUCCCUUGCUCUGCCGUGAGUGUCAGUCUCUUAUGCAGCCAUCGGGUCGGAUGCUGUUUCCGUCUGGUCCUCUUUGAGAGUCUGGCUUUGAUUGUGUUUCCACCCCCAGCAAGUUUACUUUCUCAGCAAUAGUUAAUACCAUCCUUCCAGUUGGUCAUUAAACCUGUUGUCUAUGCAUAAUCUCUUGAAUGGUUCUGAGCAAGUCUUAGUGCAGGAAUCAUUACAAGUUUCCAUGGAAACAAGGCUUGGCUUCUGAGGACCAGUCAUGCUGUUUUGGUGUUGUUUGGGUAAUAUUAGCAAGUACCCACAAAUAAGACUUUUAAACAAUUUAAAGACUAGCUUCAACCCUAGCGUUAAGAAAACUUUGUGUUAGCUUUUGAAUAGCACCCACUAUUACCAACUUCCUUUUCUUCUAGAACAGAUUUCUUCUAAGUGAGGUUCAUUGUUUACUUCUUUGUCUUGUUUCAUGAGGAAGCUUCCUCUUUCUUGCCAGAACUAUUUUUUUUAUUCGUUUCACUUUUUAAUUUCUUCAGCUACUAAAAUUUUUUUCCCCUUAAAUUCUUUUGGGUGAUAGAAUUUGUAAAAAAUUCAUGCUGAAAAUUUUUUCCUGGUCUGAAAAUUAAUUUUUUAUUAAGAUUUGAAGAGCCUCAUUCAGUGGAACAUGGAUAUUUUCUGGUGUGUUUUUAAAGGGGGUUUUGAUUGUCAUUUUGGCAUAUGCCUUGCCAACUUGUUAUAGCAGAACUUUGUUUUUGAUUCAUCGGUAGUUAAUUAUUGACCAUUUAAACUAACAUGACCUUAAUUUUUCUUUCCUUAGGCAGAUGUGCUUUCUAUCUAGGCCGUUUUGUAUGUAUGAAAUUACAAACUGCUUUGUGGGGUUUUUUCAUCAGAGAGUCUAGAAUAAGUUCAGGUUUGGUAUAAACAUCAAUUGGUCUUUUCAGUUCAAAGAGUUGGAGAAUAAGUAAAAUAAGCAGAAUUCCCACUGAAUAAGCAUUACCUAAUUAAACAUAGCAAUCUCCAAGACCAAUUUGUGAAAAUAGCUUCCUUGUUUAUGGAGGCAUUGAAAUUGCUGAGAAAGCUAACUGAAUUUUCUAACUUGGAGGUAAUAUGUAGUAUCUUGCUCUAGUGUAGUUGAUUUUACAUGUUUAAUAUUGUUCGUAUAUAUACAUCUCAAGAGCAAAGCUAUAAACAUAUAAGAAUGUAUCUCUAUGUACCUUGGCUAGAGAGAGCCAUCUUGCCUAAGAGCCAGGGUGAAAAACAGUUUCAAGAUAAAUUUUAGAUUUCAACUACUGUUAUUAAGAAAAUUAGAUUUACUGGAAAAGCCAUUUAAAAAGAGACACCUGUUAUACUUAUGGUAGAUAGCAUUUUUUUUCUAUUGGAGUUGUUUUUAAAAAGGGAAUUCCAGAAAGAGUCUAAACUUUAAAUAUAUUAAAAGAUACAAAUUGCUGCCUUAAAAUGUUAUUUAGGCUACCAUUUUUUUUUUCUCUUCUAGCUCCAGAAAGGUAGCAAUUUGCCUUUUAUGAUUCACCAGACAUUAUUCCUUGCUAACCAUCCCCUUAGCUUAUGAAAACCCUUCAAUUCUAACACCACCCUGUGUGUCUUCCUAAAUCUCAAGUAGAUGUUCUCAUGGUUCUGAUUUUUCUUUCCUCUUUUUGCCAUCUAAUCCACAAAUGACCUAGCAGAUAGAAAUAAUGGAUAAUGUCUUAACCAUGAUUUCUUGUCCAAAUGGUCACUUCAGUUAUGUCCAUCACGUGGUGUAAAGAUAUCAAGAGUAACUGGCAUGUUAGUCUUCAACGUGCUCAUUAUAUUGGGCUUCUUACAUUCUCCAUCUACUUGAGGUUGGAUAUCUAUUUGCUGAGAUUUUACUGUGAAGCUGCUACAUUCACACUUACUACUUUCAUGCCUGUUGAAUUAGCCAUUUCAAGACCAUUGUUACAAGAAAUGAAUGUUACUAACCUUGAACGUUCUUAUAAAACACAUGCAGAAAAUGUCAUUGUUAUUGCUUUAAACAAGAAUAUCAGAUUAAACAGAUUGACAAUAAAUUUUUAAUGUAACAUUUACAAUUUUUGAAAUGAUUGAAAAAUAUCUACUUUGGAAUAAACUUGAAGGAAA